This is a messenger RNA of Sorex araneus (European shrew), 752 nucleotides long. RefSeq names its product histone H4. The transcript has a single exon. Gene Ontology annotation, biological process: nucleosome assembly. NCBI's taxonomy places the organism in Eukaryota, Metazoa, Chordata, Mammalia, Eulipotyphla, Soricidae. Bases 319 to 630 code for a protein of 103 amino acids. Gene Ontology annotation, molecular function: DNA binding; protein heterodimerization activity; structural constituent of chromatin. Gene Ontology annotation, cellular component: nucleosome. The record is from RefSeq and is a predicted model, not a curated record.
CCCCCUUUCUGGUUCCGUCACGCUCCCACCAGGGCCGCCCCCUACCCGCUAAGUGCAAAGCUGGCGGCCGCCGCGGAGCAGAGGGCGCGGGAGCGGCCCGUCCCGCGGGAGAUCGCGGGGGCCGACCGCUGCGAGCGUCGGCGAGUGCCUGGGGGCCCCGGCGGCGUCCGGAGGAGCGGGCGGGGCCGGAGGGCGUUUCCCGCGCGCGGGGCGGACGCGCCGCGGUUCUCACUCAGGUCCGUCCGCAGGGGGCGUAUUUGAGCGGCCGCGGCUCGGGCAGGGGCGGCGGCAGAAGCUUGUCCUCCGGGCGUUGCGGUCAUGUCUGGCCGGGGCAAGGGCGGGAAGGGGUUGGGCAAGGGCGGCGCGAAGCGGCACCGCAAGGUGUUGCGAGACAACAUCCAGGGCAUCACCAAGCCGGCGAUCAGGCGCCUGGCCCGGCGCGGCGGCGUGAAGCGCAUCUCGGGUCUCAUCUACGAGGAGACCCGCGGGGUGCUGAAGGUGUUCCUGGAGAACGUGAUCCGCGACGCCGUCACCUACACGGAGCACGCCAAGCGCAAGACGGUCACGGCCAUGGACGUGGUGUACGCGCUCAAGCGCCAGGGCCGUACCCUCUACGGCUUCGGGGGCUGAGCCGCCGUCGCUGCAGGCGUGGCUCACCCCAAAGGCCCUUCUCAGGGCCGCCACGGAGUCCCGGAAGAGCUGUGUCACGGGCUGCCCUUGUCGGGCUCCGGGGGAGGCGGCUGUGGGCAGCG